Molecule: messenger RNA, 7877 nt
Organism: Eremomyces bilateralis CBS 781.70
Lineage: Eukaryota; Fungi; Ascomycota; Dothideomycetes; Eremomycetales; Eremomycetaceae
Product: TOR1 phosphatidylinositol 3-kinase
Exons: 4
Coding region: 236-7495 (2419 amino acids)
Biological process (GO): negative regulation of macroautophagy; protein phosphorylation; TOR signaling
Cellular component (GO): nucleus; TORC1 complex; TORC2 complex
Molecular function (GO): protein serine/threonine kinase activity; protein-containing complex binding; protein binding
Source: RefSeq, a predicted model, not a curated record
UAUCAACCACCUACUGCCCUCUCUCUCAUCUAUCUCAACACUUUCGCCCUAUGAGAGGGGCACCACCGCCUGACAUUGACAUUCAACUUCUAGCGGCCUACCCCAUCUUGUACGACCGCAACCUCCUUCACUAAAUGGAUGUCCUUCAUCUUCUCGGAGCCUCUUUGUCGUCCUCUACAUAGCCAAGCUCAAGAGGCUUCAUGAGAACCCGCGAACCUUAAAAGAGGAACAAGAGAUGGCGCACUCUUCGCGAGACCUGGAUCGCGUAUUCCAGGAAUUGAAAUCCAAGAACGACGAUGUCCGCUUUCGAGCUGCUGGUGUCUUGCGACAGACCGUCGACACCGCACAUCGAGAACUCCCGCCCGGCCAGUUUUCCGGAUACUACGCCAGUGUCAUCUCGAGAAUCUCAACCCUCGUCGUUCAAAGCCUCGACACAUAUGACCGAAUCGGAGGAAUUCUUGCCCUUGAUGCCCUCAUUGACUUCAAGGGCGAUGAUGCUGGAGUCAAAACUUCUCGCUUCUCCGGCUAUCUACAAUCCGUCCUCCGCGGCAAUGACACAACUGCGAUGGUCUUCGCUGCACGCGCGCUCGGGAGGCUCGCAAUACCGGGCGGAACCCUCACUGCGGAGCUCGUCGAAGCGGAAGUCAAGGGUGCCCUAGAGUCACUUCAAAGUGAAAGGAAAGAACAAGAGCUCCGCCGCUAUUCGGCCGUUCUUGUCCUCAAGGAACUGGCUCGGAACUCACCCACCCUCAUCUAUUCCUGGAUCCCUCAGAUCUUUGAAGUGAUCUGGUCCGCCCUGCGCGAUCAGAAACUUUUCAUCCGCGAGAAGGCCGCCGAGAUGGUUCGGCAAUGCAUUACGAUCAUGAGCACCCGUGAUGCGAAGACACGCGAUCAAUGGCUUAACCGAGUCUAUGAGGAGGCUCUACAUGGUUUUGGGAUCGCAACAAAUGAAGCGGUCCAUGGAUCCUUGCUUACGGUCCGAGAGCUGUUCGAUAAGGGCGCCAUGUUCAUGGAAGGCAAUAGAUACCGCGAGGCUUGUGAAAUUGUUCUGAAGUACAAGGAUCACAAGGAAUUGGCCAUUCGCAAAGAGGUGGUUCAAACAAUUCCCGUUCUUGCGAACUACACCCCCAACGAUUUUGCUACGAGCUAUCUCCAUCCAUGCAUGGUUCACCUGCAAGGCCUCAUGCGCAGAGACAAGGAGAAGGGCAUAUCUUUUCUUGCAGUCGGCCAGAUUGCAGGUGCUGUUGGCAGCAACAUUGCUCCGUACCUCGACUCAAUCAUCGGCUUCGUUCGAGAGGGUCUUCUACCCCGGAAUCGGACGAAGGUCCCGUGUGAAGCACAGAUCUUCGAAUGCCUCAGCAUGAUCUCUAUUGCUGUAGGACAGGCAAUGAGCAAACACGUCCCCACGCUUCUGGAUCCAAUGUUUGCUUGCGGCCUGUCGGAGGCGCUCACACAGGCACUUGUGGACAUGGCUCAUUAUAUCCCGCCUGCCAAAGCCACCAUUCAACAAAGACUCCUCAACCUCCUUAGCCAAAUCCUCUGCGGACGUCAAUUCGUUCCGCUAGGCGCCCCCCAUCACACGCAUGGCCCGAUUCAGAUCUGGACUCGAGAUCACAAAGAUCCUCAAACCAUUGAGCAGCGGGAAUCCGAAAUUGCUCUUUCACUUCAAACACUGGGAAGCUUCGAUUUCUCUGGGCAUGUGUUGAACGAGUUUGUUCGGGAUGUGGCCAUUCAAUAUGUCAAUGCCGACAAUCCCGAUAUCCGAAAGGCGGCAUCACUGACCGCCUGCCAACUGUUCCUUAGAGAUCCUAUCGUCCACCAGACGAGCCGACAUGCGAUCCGUGUUGUCGGAGAUGUCAUCCAGAAACUACUGACCGUUGGUGUUGCUGACCCCGACCCGGAAAUCCGUCGUGUGGUCCUUAAGUCGCUCGACACUCGGUUCGACAAUCACUUGGGGAAAGCAGACAAUGUUCGGAGUCUCUUCCUCGCCCUCAAUGAUGAAUUCUUCGCCAAUCGUGAAGCCGCAAUGGAAAUCAUCGGUCGUAUCAGCGACAUCAACCCUGCUUACAUCUUCCCCUCCCUUCGGAAAGCGAUGAUCCAACAGCUCACGCAAAUCCAGUAUUCCAGCAGUGCAAGGAGCAAGGAAGAGAGUGCUCGACUCCUUAGCCACUUGGUGACUGCUGGACCGAAACUGAUGAAAGCGUUUGCCGAUCCUAUGGUCACGAUCAUGCUUCCCAAGGCUCGCGACGCGAACCCGGAACUGGCUUCAACAACCCUCGAAGCUCUUGGAAACUGCGCUGCGGUCGGUGGCCGCAACGUGCAAAAGUUCAUCCCGCAGCUAAUGGGAGCGAUCAUUGAAAAUUUGCAGGACUUGAGCUCCGAGACCAAACGAAUUGCCGCCCUGCAUGCGCUCGGCCAAAUCGCGACCAGUUGCGGCUAUGUCAUCGAUCCAUACAAACACCACCCCGAACUUACCGAGAUCCUUCACAAUAUCGUGAAGCAUGAGGGCCCUACUGCUUUGAGAGGUGAAGCGGUUAAAGUCAUGGGGAUCCUUGGUGCUGUCGAUCCUGACGUCGAAGCCAAGCUGGCAGAGAAAUUGCCUGAGCAGCAUCUCAUCUCGGACACCCAGCCGGUCACGGACGUUACUCUCGUCAUGAACGGCACUACUCCGUCCAAUGAAGAAUAUUAUCCGACUGUCGUCAUCCACACGUUGAUGGGAUUGUUGAAAGACAAUUCGCUCGCGCAGUACCAUUCGGCUGUCAUCGACGCAGUCAUGAACAUCUACGCAACAAUGGGCCUCAAAUGCGUGCCUUUCCUUGGAUUGGUCAUACCUGGUUUUGUGACCGUCAUCCAGUCGGCUCCUCCUGGUCGCGUCGAAGGUUACUUCAACCAACUUUCUCAAUUGGUGCGGAUCGUGAAGCAGCAUAUCCGGCAAUUUUUGCCCACGAUCAUUCAAUUGAUCGACGAAUACUGGAAUGGACAACCGCUCCUCCAGGCCACCAUUCUGUCUCUCAUCGAGUCUAUCUCCAGGUCAUUGGAGGGAGAGUUCAAACGAUAUCUCGCUCCACUGCUUCCUAAGAUGCUUUCAGUCCUUGACACGGACGCAUCCCCCUCUCGGCUACCGUCUGAGCGAGUGCUCCACGCCUUCCUCAUAUUCGGCAAUGGUGCUGAAGACUACUUACAUCUCAUCAUCCCCGUCAUUGUUCGAAUGUUCGAGAAGACGGGCCAACCACAAAGCAUCCGCAAGCAGGCCAUCGAGACCCUCGGACGUUUGUCACGGAAGGUCAAUCUUGCUGAUUAUGCGCCGCAAAUGAUCCUUCCGUUGGGUAGAAUCCUUUCAACGGCAGACACGUUGAUCCGACAGACAGUUAUGGACACGCUUUGCGCCCUUGUCUAUCAAAUCGGGCAAGAUUACAUUCCCUUCAUUUCGACCAUGAACAAGAUCCUUCAAAACAGCAAGAUCACCCAUGCGAACUACGCUCAGCUGGUCAACAAGCUCGCUCGAGGAGAGUCCUUACCUCAGGAUCUGAGUCCGGACCACCGAUAUGGAGACGACGACGAUGACCAUAUCAUCGCGGAAGCUGCGCUGAAGGAGCUGCAAGUCAACCAACAGCAUCUGAAGAGUGCGUGGGAGGCUUCCCAGAAAUCGACCAAGGAGGAUUGGAUCGAAUGGAUGCGUCGUCUUAGCGUCGAGUUAUUGCGCGAGUCUCCCCAGCAAGCGUUGCGAGCAUGUACUCCUCUGGCAAGCAUCUACAACCCCAUCGCACGCCAGCUGUUCAACUCCGCUUUCGUGUCUUGCUGGACCAAGCUCUAUGAUCAGUAUCAGGAAGAUCUGGUCCAUUCCAUCGAAACAGCUCUGACAUCGACCGAGAUCCCCCCGGACAUUUUGCAGAUGCUGUUGAACCUUGCGGAGUUCAUGGAACAUGACGACAAGGCUCUGCCAAUCGACGUGCGUUUACUGGGUGCCUACGCCAUGAAAUGCCAUGCAUAUGCGAAAGCCUUACACUACAAGGAGCUGGAGUUCAACGCGGAGCAAAACCCCAAUGCGGUCGAGGCGCUCAUCGGCAUCAACAACCAUUUGCAGCAAUACGAUGCGGCGUUUGGUAUCCUUCGCAAAGCGCAAAACUACCACGAUGUUGAUCUUCGCGAGUUCUGGUACGAGAAACUCUCGCGAUGGGAUGAAGCUCUGAUAGCCUAUCAGCGCAAAGAAGACGCAGAAGGCGAGAAGCCCGAAACCACGAUGGGCAAGAUGCGUUGUUUGCACGCUUUGGGAGAGUGGGAUGUUCUGUCGGCGCUCGCUGAGGAAAAAUGGGUCGGGGCAACCUCGGAUUGGCGUCGCCAUAUGGCUCCUCUUGCGGCGGCGGCGGCAUGGGGUCUUGGAAAAUGGGACCUCAUGGAUCAGUAUCUUAAGACGAUGAAGAACACCUCUCCGGACCGAUCCUUCUUUGGCGCGAUCCUUUGCAUUCAUCGCAAUCAAUUCGACGAUGCGUUGACUCUCAUCGAACGAGCUCGCGGGUUGAUCGAGACCGAGCUGACGGCUCUGUUGAGCGAAUCAUAUGAUCGAGCAUACCUCCAGGUUCUCCGUGUGCAAAUGCUGUCCGAGCUUGAAGAAGUUAUGGCGUACAAGAAAUUCCAGGCCGAAGAUGACGACGACAAGAUGCAAAUGAUGAGACUCACGUGGGCCAAACGCCUCAAGGGCUGCCAGCCGAAUCCGGAAGUAUGGCAACGCAUGAUGAAGGUCCGCUCCUUGGUGAUCGGGCCGAGCGAGAAUAUCGCCAUCUGGAUCAAGUAUACCAAUCUGUGCCGCAAGAACAAUCGUCUGGGCCUGGCGGAGAAGUCGUUACAUUCGAUGCUGAACACCAGCCAGCCGAUCGCCCACUACAUCCAGGCCAACAUGCACAACACCGAGGUUGUCAGCUACAAAGUCGCAUACACCGCAUUCAAGUACAUGUGGGGCAAGGGCCAACAAGGGUAUGCCUUGGAUUUGCUGAAAGGAUUCAGCACCAAGGUGUCGGAGGAUAUUUCUCACCGUGCUCGACACAUUGCCCGAACGAUCGAGGAUGCGAAGAAGCGGGAGGAGGGACAUCGCACAUUCCCGCAACAUCAAGGCAAUCCGCAGGUCAAUCCCCAUCUCCUUACUGGACAAUCCAGUCGAGACCACGAUACCAAGCCAACCCACGUCAUCAUUGACGAAGCGCUCAAAGAAGACCGCACCCUUUUGGCCAAAUGUUAUCUAAGACUCGGAGAGUGGCAGGAACAGCUUCUGGAAAGUAAGUGGGAGGGCGAAAGGGUUCACCAUAUUCUGGCUGCGUACAAAGCCGCUACGGAGCACAACAAGUCGUGGUACAAGGCAUGGCACGCAUGGGCAUUGGCCAAUUUCGAGGUCAUCAACUCCUACAAUUCGUCGAGCGAUCGCGAAACUACCGACUUCCCUUCGAGUGCGAUCAAAGAUCACGUCGUGCCCGCCAUCGAGGGGUUCUUCCAGUCGAUUUCUCUCUCAUUGAGCAGCUCGUUGCAGGACACGCUACGUCUGCUCACCAUGUGGUUUGCUCACGGAGGCCACCCGGAUGUGCGAAAGGCGGUUCGGGAAGGCAUUGAGCUCGUGAGCGUGGACACUUGGCUUGAAGUCAUCCCGCAAUUGCUGGCUCGGAUCAACCAACCGAACCGGAUCGUCCGAGAAUCCAUCCACAAUUUGCUCAUCAUGCUUGGGCGGGCGCACCCUCAGGCCCUGGUGUUUCCAUUCACCGUGUCCGUCAAGUCGGAUGCGCACCAGCCGAAGUCGCACGCCAAGGAGCUCAUGGAAGUCAUGCGUCAGCACUCCCCCAAGCUAGUCGAGCAAGCGGAGCUCGUCAGCACGGAGCUCAUCCGAAUCGCCGUCCUUUGGCAUGAGCAAUGGCACGAGGGCCUCGAAGAAGCAUCGCGACUGUACUUCGGCGAUCGGAAUAUCCCGGGGAUGUUUUCGGUUCUCAAGCCGCUGCACGACAUGGUCGACGAUGGGCCGCAGACUCUUCGCGAGAUUUCCUUCAUCCAGUCGUUUGGGCGCGAGCUUGGGGAGGCGAGAGACUGGUGCAAUACCUUCAAACAGACCCGUGAAGAGGGUGACAUCAACCAAGCAUGGGACCUUUACUAUCAGGUCUUCCGGAAGAUCGCCCGGCAACUUCCGACGCUUUUGACCCUCGAGAUGCAGUACGUGUCUCCCAAACUCAGAGACGCGAAAGACUUGGACGUGGCAAUUCCGGGCACCUACUAUCCCAGGAAACCGGUUGUUCGCAUUGCGUCGUUCGACUCGAUCAGCCAUGUCAUUCAGUCGAAGCAGCGCCCGAGGAGACUGAUCCUGCGCGGAAGCGACGGGAACAAUUACCAGUAUAUUCUCAAAGGGCACGAGGAUAUUCGUCAAGAUGAACGAGUCAUGCAGCUGUUUGGGCUCUGCAACACGCUUUUGGCCAACGAUGCCGAAUGCCGCAAGCGGCAUCUCGACGUCCAGCGAUAUUCCGCCAUUCCGCUUUCGACGCAGUCCGGUCUUUUGAGUUUUGUGCCUAAUAGCGACACCCUUCACGUUCUCAUUCGCGAGUAUCGCGAGAGUCGCAAGAUUCUUCUCAACAUUGAGCACCGAAUCAUGCUGCAGAUGGCACCCGAUUACGACAGCCUGACGCUGAUGCAGAAAGUUGAGGUGUUCGGGUACGCGUUGGACAACACCACCGGCCAGGACCUGUACCGUGUCCUCUGGCUCAAGAGCAAGUCGUCUGAGCAAUGGCUUGCGCGACGAACAAACUACACGCGCAGCUUGGCGGUCAUGAGCAUGGUUGGCUACAUUCUUGGAUUGGGCGAUCGACACCCUUCCAACUUGAUGUUGGAUCGCAUAACCGGCAAGAUCGUGCACAUCGACUUUGGCGACUGCUUCGAGGUUGCCAUGCACCGAGAGAAAUAUCCGGAGCGCGUGCCGUUCCGCCUCACUCGCAUGUUGACGUACGCGAUGGAAGUCAGCAACAUCGAGGGAAGCUAUCGAACCACCUGCGAACAUGUGAUGCGGGUUCUCCGGGAUAACAAGGAGAGCGUGAUGGCGGUGUUGGAAGCGUUCAUCCACGACCCGCUCCUCACCUGGCGUCUCAACAACCGCGAAUCUCCCGGCGAAACCUCCUUCACCUCCGAACGCCGCGCCUCCAUCAUCGGCGUCGAGCCCGCCGCCACCGGCGCCGCCUCCAGCAUCCCCGACCACCCCCUCCCCUCCCACACCCGCCGCGACUCCUCCUACCGGCCCCGCGCCCGCUCGUCCACCUACGCGCAGCAGAACGCGGUCAACGACACCGAAGCCAAGGAAGUGCAGAACGCGAGGGCGCUGCAGGUGCUCGGCCGCGUCAGGGAGAAGGUGACGGGUCGUGACUUCAAGCCGACACCGGAACUGGGGGUGGAUAUGCAGGUGGAUCGGCUGAUUCGCGAGGCGACGAAUCUGGAGAACUUGUGUCAGCAUUACAUUGGAUGGUGCUCGUUCUGGUGAGCAGGAAGCGUUGUAAGAGAGGGCAGAGUCCGGUAUGAUGGAUCUCUCUAUUUUUUCGUCUGCCCAUUUGAUCAUAUCGAGGCGUUUUAAGACGACGGUUGCUGGUCGUUCCAGCCGAAUGUAGCAUGAGCGAGGGUUCGAGACAUCAAUAGCUGCAGUCUGCCGUGUCUUGCGAGUGCUCAUUCUAGCACCUUCAGGCGGAAACCAGGGUCGCACGGCGUCUAUAAGGGAAUGACGCUGAGUACGGCUUGGUGUUAUACGGAACGUAAACAGGACUAUUUAUCCCAAGGGUCGGGUGAUUUUGUACGAUACCCCAAGAGGAAGCGAUAUAGUAUACUGUUACCGUAGCAUAGUUUAGAUACAAGCAAUCAUCUUAACCUCA